Molecule: messenger RNA, 603 nt
Organism: Microbotryum saponariae
Lineage: Eukaryota; Fungi; Basidiomycota; Microbotryomycetes; Microbotryales; Microbotryaceae
Source: the annotation of a GenBank genome assembly
AUGCAAGUGUCGACGCAUCCUCCUUCGAACGAGCAGAAACACACCGAGGGACAAGGUCAUGAUGAUGAUGAUGACCAAGGCGGAGCCGACGUUGACGAGACCUUCGACCGCGGCGGGACUCGUUCCACCUGCUCCUAUCCCGAGACCCAUACCAAGUCCCGAUCCGGCAGACUUGUCCAAGUCGCUCGCGCCUACACCGACAUUGGUCUUGUCCGAUGCAUCGGUCUUGGGACCCGUCCCUCCUUCUUCAAGUCGAACGCCAUUAGAUCCAGUAACCGCGGUUCCAUCAAUCUUGGUCUCCCCCACAACAGCCUCGACCUCAUCUCCGACCUUGGAAGGGACUCGAGCGCUCGAUCCCGCCGCACCGAGGAGGUUGACAUCGAGGAAACGCAACAACAUGUCGUGCGCGGCCAAGGGUUGGUCGUAAGGGACCAUGUGGGACGCAUCGGUGAUCUUGACGUAGGUCAGACCGCGUGCGGUCGUCCAUUGCCCCGCGGGUUUGCCGUUCACGGACCAAUCUUUGGCUUUCUCGGUCUGCAGGAAGCAUUCGGCAAGCGCUUGUUCAGUCAGGAAAUCCACACGCAACUUGGUUGUGCGAGAUGA